GCACCAGCAGCCAGUGCAGAGUACGAAAGAGUCAUCACCGUCAAAAAGGAAGGUGUCGAUAAAAAAAAAAGUGGAGUGUUGCAGCGAAGAAAGUCUAAGAUUCUUUCUUCGUUUGAAAGUGUUGUAAACGAUAGUAGAACCAGUGGAGGAAAUUGGCUUGUGUUGUGAAAAUUCGUGUUUCCGAUCGCGUCGUGGCACGAUGAGUGACUUUCUGAAAUCGGCAAUGAAUUACUUCAACGCUGGGCCGACCGUCGGACAGGACAACGAAUUCGUCGGCCAGAUCGUGGAAAUUUCGAACGUCAAGCUGCGAAUCAAGCGUGUUAUCGCCGAAGGUGGUUUUGCGUUCGUGUUCGUCGCACAGGACAUCCAGUCCGGGAACGAGUAUGCCCUAAAACGGCUGCUCGGUGCCGACAAGGAAGAAUGCAACAACAUCAUCCGGGAGAUCAACACCCUCAAACAGGUCUCCGGCCAUCCGAACAUUAUCAAGUUCAUAGCGGCGACAUUCAUCGAUCGUACUCAGAAUGCUGCAGCCAAGCGGGCGGAAUAUCUGCUGGUUACGGAACUAUGCAAGGGUGGUUCCCUGUACGAUUGCCUGGAGAAAGACCUGCUGCCGGAAACGGUGCUGCGUGUGUUCUAUCAGGCGUGCAAAGCGGUUGCCCAUCUGCACACGCAACCGGUACCGAUCAAUCAUAGGGACAUUAAGAUUGAAAACUUUCUCAUCGGAAGUGAUGGCCAGUUAAAGCUGUGCGAUUUUGGAUCGUCCUCGACCGAUACCUACGCUCCGGAUCCGAGCUGGAACGCUCAAAAGCGGGACAUGCUGGAAGAUCACCUUGGUCGAUGUACGACUCCGAUGUAUCGAUCACCGGAACAGUUGGAUACCUGGGCCAACUACCCAAUUGGAGUCAAGACAGAUGUGUGGGCCCUGGGAUGUAUACUGUUCUGUUUGUGCUAUCGGAAGCAUCCGUUCGAGGAUUCCGCGAAGCUUAGGAUAAUAAAUGCUAACUACACCAUUCCGAAUGAUUCGCGAUAUGUGUGCUUUAAUGAGAUUAUUCGAGGAUGCCUGCAGGUGGAUCCUUUGAAGAGAUUUGAUGUAUCAAUGGCUCUGGAGCGGCUGGCAGCUAUAUCAGAAACGAAAGGAUGGCCUUUAAAGGGUUCACUUACAUUAGAUGGUAAACCAUUGAUCACGCCUCCUAGUGGACCGACUCCCAACCUUAGUCCCAUGCAUCUCCCGGAUGUGGCGGCAGCAAAUCAUCAUCCACCUCAGCGACCAGCUCCUCCAAGACCAACUCCUCCGGUAGGUACCAAUGCGGGUCCACCUCAGGAGAGGAAAAAUCCUCAACGUCCGCCAGAUCCGGUUCGUCCUGCUCCACCCGUUGUAGUUCCUCCGAUCCAUCAUUAUCCCCAUCAACCACCAAUGGUGGGUGCGGCCGCAGGGGGAGGUGGUUUGUUUUCCUCAAUUAAAGGAGGAGCUGGAAGCUUUCUGAAAAAUCUUAAGGAUACCUCUUCAAAGGUAAUGCAAACCGUUCAGCAGAGCAUCGCUCGUACGGAUCUCGAUAUUAGCUACAUCACACAAAGGAUCUUGGUUAUGCCAUGUCCUUCGGAAGGCUUAGAGUCCACCUACAGGACGAAUCACAUUGAAGAUGUGAAACUCUAUCUGGAAAGUCGGUUCCUUCCAACAAAGCUUAGUAUUUACAAUCUGGGUCCUCGAAAUUGUCCCAGGUUGCCGCCACCAGUACGCACCGUUGAAGGUAGUUUCUUAUACUCCCCCGUUCCACCGUCCUACAAGGCACCGACUUUGGCUGGAUUGUACUCGCUAGCGGAGGACAUGUACGGUUUUUUGAACGCGGAUCCAAAAACCGUAAUCGUCAUCCAGAGUCCAGACGCUGGCAAGGCCGUAGCUGCAACGAUGGUUUGUGCUUUACUGGUGUAUAGUCAGUUGGUAACGGAACCGGAAGAUGCAUUGCAGAUCUUCGCCGUCAAGAGAACUCCUCCCAAUAUGAGAGCUUCGGAACUGCGGUACCUCUACUAUCUUGGCGACAUUGUUCGAUCGGUGCCGCACUUGCCGCACUACUUUCCGGUUACACUUGUUUCUGUCACUGCUAGCCCCGUUCCAAGGAUGACGAAAGCUCGAGAUGGCAGUCGAAUUUAUGUCGAGGUAGCAUCAGGUGAUCGAAUUGUAUUCAGCACUCUCCAGGAUUACGAUCGAAUGCGACUGUACAAUGCUACUGAAGGAAAGGUUACCCUCACUCUGAACAUUACGGUAUGCGGAGAUGUUACAGUUACGCUGUAUCACGCUAGGAAUGCCCUUGGAGGUAUGGGACGCCCACAAGGUUUGAAGAUUUGUCAAUUCCAGUUCAACACUGGCUAUAUUCCGGAAGAGGAAACACUCAUCAACUUCAACAAAUCCGAGCUGGAUGAAGUUCCGGAUGUGGAACAUGUUCCUCACGGUUUUCACGUCGGCCUUUCCGUAUUCGUUGGCGAUUCGGAACGACCCCCGUCCAACCAACCUCCAUGGAUUCCGGCAAAACCCCAAAGAGACCCGAAAAUUCUGUUUGCUUCCCAGCUCGAAUACGAAGAGAACGUUGACAACUUCAUUUCCAAACCAACGGCUUCCAAACCAGCUGCAGCUCCCAGUCGGCCUCCACCACGUCCGGCUGCUCCUUCGCCACAACCUUCAAGGGCUCAUCCUACUCCUUCGGCUACGACUGAAGAUCGUCCUCCGAGCGUUCCGAACGAUGCGGAUCUUCUCAAUUUGAACAAUGCUAGUCACACGAUAACGGAAGACCCGAAACCUGAACCCAACGAAGCUACUUUUGAUCUGUUAGGAGGAUUUGCUCCACCGGUAAUCGAGACCACUCAACCUAGAGCCAACACCGGACCACCCGCAGGUCUUGAUGACAUCUUCGGAACCCUGGACGGUGGUCCGGUACCGCUUCAAACCACCAAAUCCAGUACCGAUCUCAAUGGGCUCAAUCUUAACUUUGACAACUUUGGCGGUACAGCUCAACCGGCUGCCGCUUCCAAUGGUACCGGAUCCAACGGGGUCAACAACCAGUUCAACAACAGUUUCGGAUUUGAUCCAUUUGCCGGGAUUAGUGCAAGUGCAUUCCACAGCAGCCAUCAGGCACAACCUCAGCAGCAACAGCAGCAACAGCAGCAAAGCCAGCAAGCUCAACCAGCCAGCAAGGAUCCAUUCGCAGACAUUGGCAAUCUGGCUUCAAAUUUAGGCACCGGAGGAUGGGGUAAAUCCGGUUCAACCAUUCCACCAACUACGACGCCGAGUCCGCGAUCGACUCAAUUCUCUAGUCCAACGCAUCAGGUGAGUGGAGCUAGCACGGCCAAUCCAUCGCCGAGGGCACCGUCAACUCCGAUCCACCAACAGCAGCAGAUGCGUAGUCCCAAUGCAGACCCGCAGAGACCGGACUACAGUCGGUCACACUUUGAUCAACCGAAACCGGGGGCCGCACCGGCCAGCAAUGGAGCCAAUGGACAGAAGGAAAAGCCCGGUGAUAUCUUUGGUGAUAUUCUGGGAUCGCAAGGGUAUUCGUUUGGUAGUUUGAAGAAUCAGGGUCCGAGGACGAUUAAUGAUAUGCGCAAGGAGGAACAGAUUAAGGAGAUGGAUCCCGAGAGGCUUAUGCUGAUGGAAUGGACGGAAGGCAAAAAGAAUAACAUUCGUGCAUUGCUUUGCACGGUUCACACGGUACUGUGGCCUGGGGCCAAGUGGACAAAAUGUGAGAUGCACCAGCUGGUCAGUGCAGCGGACGUGAAGAAGACGUAUCGGAGAGUAUGUCUUGCCGUACAUCCGGAUAAGCACACCGGAACCGAGAACGAGAGCCUGGCGAAGCUCAUCUUUAUGGAACUGAACAACGCUUGGAGUGAGUUCGAGAAUGAUGCCACGCAGCAAAAUCUAUUUGCAACCUAAAAUGCUUCUCCUUCGAAUACCUAACAACUGUAAGACAAAGCUUGAACUUUGAUCAAACAAAGCUGCAUUUGUUGUUCUGCACAUACAACACUCACUACACAUUCGGUUCCAGUUUGUCCGUAAGUAUGAGAUAGUCGAUAGAGCAUAUAUAUGUUGGGGUUACCCGAAAUUGGGCGGAAACUACGUUUUAUGGAUUUAGGACUAUGAUUUUGUUCACUCUGUUCGAAUUUAAAUUUUGGUUAGUUUCCUACGUUUUCUACAGCUGGUUGUAGCUUACUCUAAUGCUGCUAUAUAUUCAAUAGUGGACAAACAGAUUAUUUUUUUUAAGGACAAAUUAUAUGAAACUGUAAAACUUUCAUCGUACUUUCACAGUGUUGCACGAAUCAAUUAAAAUCCAACUUUUACGAUCGCUUCCCAAUUACAGCGUUGCCGACUCCAGUUAUGGCUAUACAUACCAAAAUAUCUGAAAGUGUGAAUUGAACUUGUGUUCAUCCCUGAAGUGCUUCAAAAUAUUAAUUUAAAAAUUCACGGUUUUAUUUAUUUAUUUUUUGAUUAUUAAAAAAAGUCUAUCUAUUACCUACAAACUUUAAGUUUUUUUUUAAUUCUUUGUUAACCGUUUGGAAGGUAUGAAAAACCUUUCCUGCUUUUAGAUACUUUUUUUUUCUGCAGACAUUGUUUCAUUCAAUUUAUUAAUUUGAUUAAAUUCGGUUACACGUCAUACCUUAUGGAGCACUUUUAGGUCAACUGGUCCGCUUCACCCAAAGCGCUUUAUUUUAGACAUGUAUUCGAUAUCACGUUAUUCAUCAAGUUAUUUUGUUGAAAAUAACUCACUUUCAGCUCAACUUGGCAGUCCUAAUAGGUGAAAUUCGUAUGAUUAAAUCUUCAGUGAAGUUUUUGUUCUACAUUCGUCCAGUUUCAGAUUAUUUGUUUACUCAUUAUCAGAGCUCUAUUUAUCAACUUAAAUGCUGAAAACGUUGAGAUUAUGCUAAUAAAACUAUAAACGAAUAGAGUUUUAAACCCACAAAAAGAUAUACUUACACACUCUCGGUGUUAUAAUAUAAAUUAUUAUUGUCUGUAUCAUCGGAUACAAAGCGCGCCGAAACCGGUUUCGGCGCGUUUGACUUCCAAUGAAACAGACAAUAUUACUAGAACAACAAGUAAACCAACCAAUCACAAUCUGUACCCCACAACAAUUAGCAAUGUAAAAUAAUAAAACAAAAUAUAUAAAUUAAAUUCAAGCAACUGUUGUUAAAUGUGAAUGUACUAAGCCAGAAAAUACACCACAUAGUUUAGCUGAAUCCAAUAGACAAGUUAAAUUAUUAAGCAGCAUUCGUUCGACGCUUAAGAUGUCAGCAUCGGAUGACGUAAAAGAAAAGUUAAUAGAAGAAAAAUAAAACUGUGAUUGAUUUUAAGAGAAUGCUUUCGAGUAGGCGAGUACGGAUAAAAAGAGAAGAGAAACAAAGUGAGAAUUGAUUUCAUAUGCUCAGUUCAAAGUAAUAAGUGCAUGUUAUGGACAAAGAAUAAACAAAUACUGUUUAAUCAUUUUCUUCAUGGUGAUUCCUUGCUUGUAAACCGAGUUGCGGCCAUUCGUUUGUCAUACAAAAAUUUGUUACGGAAUUAUGAAAUUUCUAGAUGUUUUGAUGAUAUUUUGCACUUGCAUGUUACAAGAAGAGAUUGUAACGUAUGUGUUUGACACAUGGAACCUGUCAAUUUCACUUUCAAAGAGUCAUAAUUUUAUGUUCAUGAAUUCUGAAAAAAAAAACAUUCUUUUAUAGCAAACGAAUGGCCGCAUUCCUUCUUGUAAAUAUAUUUAAUUUCAUAUAAAGAUUGGUCCCAAUAUUCUUCCCAUUAUGAUUAAUUUAGCUCCUAGUUUAAUGUUGAUAUUCAAUGCAAUACUAAUUGUAUUAUUCAGUUUAGCAAGUGAUGCAUGUGGAGCAUUCCUAUGAAUUUUCUGAUCGUUUCUGAAUAGUUUACAUAAACUCAGACACACAUACGAAUAUUGCAAUUGACUACGAAUUAGUAGGUUCCAGUGUGCCCUGAAAAGACCGACCCUUGCUUACAAUAUGACUGCUCUUACCUAAUAUUUAUGCUACCAACUUGUGUGUUACCACCGGUUAGGAAUGCGAUGUGAUGCGAAGGUGAUGAGAAAGAAUUGUACAGUAAAUCCGAGGUCAAGUUAUAUUAAAUAGCAAGCAAAUUAAUUCCCUAAAGAUGAGUUUCAAUCCGAGCGCGAAUAUGUUAUUCUAUAGAUAUAGAAACACACACACACACACACAAACACACACAUACACACUAUUUAUGAAGAAAUAGUUAAAAUAUUAUUAUUGAAUGAAAAAAA
Molecule: messenger RNA, 6260 nt
Organism: Ochlerotatus camptorhynchus
Lineage: Eukaryota; Metazoa; Arthropoda; Insecta; Diptera; Culicidae
Gene: aux
Product: cyclin-G-associated kinase
Exons: 5
Coding region: 200-3922 (1240 amino acids)
Biological process (GO): positive regulation of Notch signaling pathway; protein phosphorylation; regulation of clathrin-dependent endocytosis
Cellular component (GO): cytoplasm
Molecular function (GO): AP-2 adaptor complex binding; ATP binding; protein serine/threonine kinase activity
Source: RefSeq, a predicted model, not a curated record